This is a messenger RNA of Linum tenue, 1308 nucleotides long. NCBI's taxonomy places the organism in Eukaryota, Viridiplantae, Streptophyta, Magnoliopsida, Malpighiales, Linaceae. The record is from the annotation of a GenBank genome assembly.
AUGGCCACCGACAACUAUAGCAGCAAAAGACUAACUGCUUCCCGGCCUUCCUCCAUAAUCAGCACUCUCGGAGUCGAUGACGAUCUCCUCGUCGAAAUUCUGAUUCGACUCCCGGGCCCUAAAUCCGCCUUCCGAUGCAAAUCCGUCUGCAGACGCUGGAACGCACUAAUCUCCGCUCCCUACUUCUCUCGCCGUUUCGUUUCUCACCACCAGAGCCUCUCCCCCGCCGCCGCGGCUGCGGCAGUCGAAUUCGAACAGCCUGUCCUGACUCCCUCGCAAGUCCGUCCACUGAUCUCGAGCUUCCUCCCUUUCCCUGACGGGACCGAAUUCGAGUUCUCCGUCCUCGAUUCGGUCAACGACUUGCUCUUACUCGGGUUCUGGGGGAAGGACCCGACCGAGCAGGAACUGCGCAGGACGCACUUGGUCUGCAAUCCGUUUACGAAGCAAUGGGUCGCCCUUCCUCUGGCGCCUAAAAUGGCCGUCAGGUUGAGUCAUUAUAGAUGGAUCGUGAAAUUAGUCCGCGAACCGUUUGACUCCUCCCACGAGUUACCUCGUGGAUUUCGGGUGGUGCGAAUGUAUGAUCCGAUGCGAGAAGGUGCAGCAAAAGUGGAUGUGUACAUGUUUUGUUCGAGAUCCGGACGAUGGACGAAAUCCGUCCUUCGCCUCGAGCCCGAUUUGAGGUGUUGGACGAAUGAUCACGAGCAUCAUCGUCGUGUAGUUUCAACCAAUGGGAAGUUGUACUGGCUGAAUGACAAGGGAGGAGUUGUAAAAUGGGAUCCUUUCUGCCAGGACGACUAUGGUACUAGGUUUCCAAUGUUGUUAGAGGGCUGCAAGCUCGAUUCGGAAUCCACUUGCUACGGUCCUUGGGUCUCAGAAGGUGCUGUGCACAUAGUUUGCAGGAAAUCGUCUUAUGCGGUGCUGAGUGUUUGGAGAUUGAUGGAGGAAGGAAAGGGAGGAUGUUGGAGCAAACUGUAUGACUUCUCGUGGUCUAACAACUUGAGUUGUAGGUUCGGAAGCGUGGUUUUGUUGGGUUAUCGUCUAUAUCCUCAGAAUUCGGGUAUCGUGGUGGGUCUACAUCCUCAGAAGUCGGGAAUCGUGUUUUUGUUGGGUUAUCGUCUUAAAGAUUCAAAACCGAUUAUUUUGUCGUUGAAUUUUAGAGACCGCGAGUUCGAAUUCGUCACUCAUCAAGCUACGGAUGCUGACAAGAUGAUCCAACCCACAGUCCCAUUUUGGCCUAGUUUGAUUGCAAUGUUGCAAAAUCCAUAUAAUGGAAGUUAUGAUUGUUGGAUUCCCUCACGAGGUAAUUAA